GUAACAACAAUAAAGAGAAGAGUGUGGGGCAAAAUCCGAUGCUCCCCAAUAUUGUUUUCAGUGAGCGCAAGCUCCAAAGCUCGCUCCUCGCCCCAAACUCUCCAUCAGAAAAGCUUUGGCGCUCGAGAAGUGAUGAUGUCACUAACAACUCAGCUGUUGCAGACGCAGACCGGCUAUUAUUCUCAGUCUAUAUCUCACUUUGGGUGCGACGCUUGUGUCUGGCGGCGACUCUAAAAUGCCUUCCAGCUGCUCUUUUGAGCUUGAUCGCCGCGAACCUAUUUACUACAGUGGGGAGACGGUCAAUGGAAGAGCCAUUCUGACCACAACAUCCGAAAAGUCUGUAAACGAGGUAUACAUUCUCUUUGAGGGCGAAUCAAAGGUGCGAUGGGACGAGCGUCGAACAAGGACGAGAGGUGGAAAGACUGAGCACUACACGGAGUAUUUCCGAGGCAAACAGCAGUACUUGUACACCCGAACCUCAGUCUUUGCAUCUGGGAAUCUUCCACCAGGUACGCACACCUACAACUUCUGCAUUCCGCUGCCCCUGGAAUGCCCCUCGUCAGUGGUGGCGCAGUACGGCAAAAUCUAUUACGAGGUAUCCGUGAUCAUUGAUCGCCAGUGGCGCUUCAACAACGUCUUCAAACAGCCACUGACUGUAAUACAGACCUACAACCUCAACAUGAGUCCCCAAUUGCUGAUGCCUCUAGUUCGCGAGGACAUCAAGCACUUCUGCUGUUGGCCCUGUAGGUCAGGACCGGUUCUCUCGACGCUAACAAUACCGUUCGGUGGUUACGCACCUGGACAGAAGAUACGCUUUACUCUGGAGAUCGAUAACCAGUCGAGCGGCUAUGAUCUGGAGGGCAUCGAACUGAAGCUAAAGCAAAUAUACAGAUUCCAGGCUCAAACGCCCCACCACAAAACCCGCGAAAAGGAGCUCAGCCUGAACAAAAGUUCUCAGCAGGAGCGUGUGUUGCGUCUCUCAAAGAAAGUAAUCGAAGGAACUUUGGCUAUUCCAGCAGUACCACCCUCUUCUCGCUCCGAUGGCAUUAUUUCGGUUAGUUACAAAGUGAUUCUGACAAUCAGCACGGGCGACUGCCACGUGGACUCGGACUUCGAGGUGCCGAUUGUAAUUGGCACUAUACCAUUGAUCCAAAGUGCCGAGAAUCCAGCCAGUGCAGCACAGUGGAUACCGGAAACACCGGACACUCCGGCCGGAGCUGCCGCAGAUCUGCCUCCCAGUUAUGACAAGUGCAAACCACCAACCUUCGAGGAGGCUACAAACUUUGGAGAAAGGUUCAUCGACAUCGAUCAGGAUGAGCACAAUCGCACGGAUGACUUUAUUCCCCGUUACCCCAUGUACACCAACUUUGCCAUGCCAUCGGCUCCACCUCCACCCGCUGAAGAAUCGGGAUCCAUUCAACCCGUUCCCGUUCUAUCACUACCUCAUGAUCCCACUGCCCCAAUGAGCGGUCAAAACUAUUCGGACCGCCCAACACCAUCAUACGGUUGGAACUCCAACUCUUAGAUAGAACCGAGAUAAAAUCUGAUCAAAUGAUUUUAAUUUGCUUUACCUUUGGAUAUUAGUAAUAAACAUAUGUCAGUUGAUUAUCAUGCUUGAUAUGAAACCAAAUCUCAGGAA
Messenger RNA from Drosophila yakuba, 1639 nucleotides. Its product is annotated as arrestin domain-containing protein 3. The record is from RefSeq and is a predicted model, not a curated record. Gene Ontology annotation, biological process: protein transport. The coding region runs from base 236 to 1525 and encodes 429 amino acids. NCBI's taxonomy places the organism in Eukaryota, Metazoa, Arthropoda, Insecta, Diptera, Drosophilidae. The transcript has 5 exons. Gene Ontology annotation, cellular component: cytoplasm.